AUGUCCCCAUUUCGGCUUCUCUAUGGCAAACUGUGCCAUCUUCCUGUGGAAUUAGAGCACAAGGCGCAUUGGGCUGUCAAAACAUUCAACAUGGACAUAAAUGCGGCUAGAAUUCAUAGAAAGCUUCAAUUGAAUGAACUUGAAGAGAUUAGGCAUGAGGCUUAUGAGAAUGAUCGCAUUUACAAGGAGAAGACAAAGGCAUUCCAUGACAAGAUGAUUCGUAGCAAGACAUUCUCCAUAGGGCAGAAAGUGUUACUUUUCAAUUCCCGCCUUCGUUUGUUUCCCAUCCAAAUCCAAAGCUUCAAGACCGGCCAAGAAUUCAAAGUGAAUUGGCACCGUUUGAAGCCUUACUACGACCUUUUUGAGGAGCAUGUGGUGGAGGAAAUACUCCUCCAUGCCGUGGGCUCCAAUGAAGCUUAA
Molecule: messenger RNA, 420 nt
Organism: Malus domestica (apple)
Lineage: Eukaryota; Viridiplantae; Streptophyta; Magnoliopsida; Rosales; Rosaceae
Source: RefSeq, a predicted model, not a curated record